AAAAACAUGUGGACUUAAAGAUAACUAUCUGUUAAUUGGUCGUCUUCUUCUAAUAUUACACGUUUUCUUCCCCUCCUCCUCAGCUCGGGCGAUUUCGUUCCGGGAUGGCGUCGUUCGCUGGAAUCACGACUUCGAAUCCAACGUUUCUUCAGCUAAGGAUCUCUACCACGAGUUUACGUUCUGUUGCUCCGUCUAAUUCGGUUUCAUUUCCUCGUUCUUCGUUAUAUGUGAAUCUCAAUUGGAGAAGCCGUCUCUAUGUUCGAUCCAGUUCAGCUCCAGUGGCACCAGCAGUGGAGGGACUGAAGCCGGCGAUAUCUCUUACGGAUAGUGCACUUAAGCAUCUGAAUAAGAUGAGAUCAGAACGCGGGGAAGAUCUGUGUUUGAGGAUCGGUGUCAAACAAGGAGGUUGCUCGGGGAUGUCUUACACCAUGGACUUUGAGAACAGAGCCAACGCAAGCCCAGAUGAUUCCACCAUCGAGUACCAAGGCUUCACUAUAAUCUGUGAUCCAAAGAGCAUGCUCUUCCUUUUCGGAAUGCAGCUUGAUUACAGUGAUGCUUUAAUCGGUGGAGGCUUCUCUUUCUCGAACCCUAACGCUACACAAACAUGCGGAUGUGGAAAGUCUUUUGCUGCAGAGAUGUGAAACCGUUAUAUUGCAGUCGAACAUCUAUAAUUGUGGACUUAUAGCUAAUGAAACAUUUAUAAAUUAUAACUAUAAACCUAUAGUCACAAUUUCCAGUUUGUGUUUUAUAUGUGGGUUUCUACUUUUUGUUUAA
Raphanus sativus (radish) is the source of this 774-nucleotide messenger RNA. Its product is annotated as iron-sulfur assembly protein IscA, chloroplastic. Gene Ontology annotation, biological process: iron-sulfur cluster assembly. The transcript is spliced from 3 exons. The coding region runs from base 105 to 641 and encodes 178 amino acids. Gene Ontology annotation, molecular function: protein-macromolecule adaptor activity; iron-sulfur cluster binding. Lineage: Eukaryota; Viridiplantae; Streptophyta; Magnoliopsida; Brassicales; Brassicaceae. Gene Ontology annotation, cellular component: chloroplast stroma. The record is from RefSeq and is a predicted model, not a curated record.